This is a messenger RNA of Pistacia vera, 2399 nucleotides long. Its product is annotated as protein NRT1/ PTR FAMILY 2.11-like. Gene Ontology annotation, biological process: transmembrane transport. Gene Ontology annotation, cellular component: plasma membrane. Bases 404 to 2167 code for a protein of 587 amino acids. The transcript has 4 exons. Lineage: Eukaryota; Viridiplantae; Streptophyta; Magnoliopsida; Sapindales; Anacardiaceae. Gene Ontology annotation, molecular function: transmembrane transporter activity. The record is from RefSeq and is a predicted model, not a curated record.
UUUUAUAUAUAUCCAAGUAGUUUGUACGACUUACUGAGUUUUGAUGAGCUCAGAGUCCUGUAGCAUUUAAGAUUUUACCAUGCUGACAGAUUAAGAUGAAUGCACGCAAUCCAAUGACUGUGGAGGGCUUCUAAAAAAUGGAAAUCUAGUGGGAAAUCAGUUUAACUAUAGUAAUCACCCUCUCUGUUUUUUAACUUCAUCCUAUUUUUGUCCUUUACAAUGUGCUUCUAUACAUAUAUCCAUCAGAAACUUCAAUUUUCAUAUGGUUAAGGAAAGAUAAGAUUUUGAUUUUGAUUAUUUUAUUUUAUUUUCUGCUCUAAACAUAAAGCCUGGAUGUGAUUGAGUUGGAUUACUUAUUUAGCUAUUUAAUAGCAAACUGAGAAAGAGUUCUUUGCCAGAAACCAUGGAGAAGAAUGAAGAGGCUGUGGCAACUGAUGAGCCUAAGAUUAACUACAGAGGAUGGAAAGCUAUGCCUUUUGUUAUAGGAAAUGAAACUUUUGAGAAGCUGGGGACUACUGGUACCUCAAACAACCUCUUGGUAUAUUUCACUACUGUGUUCAACAUGAAAAGUAUCCAAGCUACAACUCUCGUUAAUGUCUUCAAUGGUACAACAAACUUUGCAACCUUGCUGGGAGCAUUCCUCUGCGACACUUAUUUUGGUCGAUACAAGACGCUGGGGUUCGCUUCCAUCGCCUCGUUUCUGGGGAUGGUUUUACUUUCGUUGACAGCAGCAAUCUCACAAUUGCACCCACCUUCCUGUGAGAAUCAACAAACUGGAACAUGCCAUGGAGCGACACCAUGGCAAUUGGCAUUUCUGUUUGGUGGACUAGGAUUCCUAGUAGUUGGAGCUGGCGGAAUCAGACCAUGUAAUUUGGCCUUUGGAGCUGACCAAUUUGAUCCCAAAACAGAAUCUGGAAAGAGGGGAACCUCCAGCUUCUUCAACUGGUUCUACUUCACCUACACUUUUGCCAUGAUGGUAUCUUUAACAAUAGUUGUGUAUGUGCAAUCCGAUGUGAGCUGGGCUUUGGGAUUGGCAAUUCCUGCAUUUAUGAUGUUCCUAUCAUGUGUAAUGUUCUUUAUAGGAUCAAGAAUAUAUGUGAAAAUAAAACCAGAUGGCAGUCCCUUGACAAGCGUAGUGCAGGUCAUAGUGGCUGCUAUUAAGAAGAGGCGACUGAAGUUAACAGAUCAACCAUGGUUGUCCCUUUAUAACAAUGUUCCGAAAGAUUGUAUCAACUCCAAGCUUCCUUACACUGAACAAUUCAGGUUCCUCAAUAAAGCUGCGAUCGUGACACCUGAUGACCAAAUCAAUUCGGAUGGUUCAGCAGCCAAUCCAUGGAGACUUUGCAGUCUGCAAAAAGUGGAGGAACUGAAAGUCUUAAUAAGAGUUAUUCCUAUAUGGGCCUCAGCUGUUGUGUAUUAUGUUGCUUUGAUUCAACAACAGACCUAUGUAGUCUUCCAAGCCCUCCAAUCUGAUAGACGCCUUGGCAAUACCAAUUUCAAAAUCCCAGCUGCAACUUACACAAUCUUCACCAUGUUUAGCCUCACUAUAUGGAUACCUAUCUAUGACAGAAUCAUUGUUCCAAGGCUCCAAAGGUGGACAAAAAAAGAAGGUGGCCUCACAAUCCUUCGAAGGAUGGGUAUUGGUAUGGUUCUUGCCAUAGUCACCAUGCUUUUAUCUGGCAAAAUUGAAGAAAGGAGAAGAACCUUGGCUCUCACUAGGCCACUUGGUGAGGAUCCAAGAAGAGGUGCAAUAUCUUCUUUGUCAGGAUUGUGGCUAAUACCUCAGCUGACACUUACAGGACUUUCAGAGGCAUUUACUGUAAUUGCCCAAGUCGAGUUCUACUACAAGCAGUUUCCAGAAAACAUGAGAAGUAUUGGGGGGUCUUUAACAUUUGUUGGUUUUGCUGCAUCAAAUUACUUGAGUGGUUUAUUAAUAUCAAUAAUACACAGAACCACGGAUGGGGCUGCAACUGGGGACUGGUUGCCUGAUGAUCUUAACAAGGGGAGAUUGGACUACUUCUAUUACUUAGUUGCAGCAUUAGGGGUUUUAAAUUUGGGUUAUUUUAUAGUGUGUGCAAGGUGGUACAAGUAUAAAGGAAGUGAUGAUGCUAAUUCCCCACAUGAAUUCGGUAAUGGAAAACUGCGGUCUGAAAAACCUCCAGUAUAAAACAUGAAUUAGUACAAAUUCAUUCAAGAGGAAAACUUAUCCUACGGUAUGUUUCAACAGUUCACUUAUACAAAAAGAAGUUAGCUAGAAUCCCUUGCCAUCAACUUCUUGUCUUGUAACCAAGUUCUCCAUGGUGAAAAAGAAUGCAAAAGAUUAUUCAAGUUCAACCUUUCAAUAAUUAUGUAUCAGUAUAAUGAAUUCUAUAGCUUGAAGUCAAAAAUGUUAUCCUUUU